UAACAAAGAUAAAGAGUUCGAAGGCGAAAGAGAUAAGGAAAAGAAAGAGAUAGAAAAUAUACUUAUAUCUUCUUAGAAAGAAAGAGAGAAAUAUAUACAAAAAGAGAUAACAAUACUUUUUUCGAGUUACAAUAAUCAUUAGAAGGCUAUCGGUUUUAAGCUCGACAGCACGAGAGAGAGAGAGAGAGAGGGAGGGAGAUUGAAAGAGAGAGAAGAGUGAAAGAGCAAGAAACUGUGGUCGGAGAGCGGAUGUCCUUUUCUUUCUCUGUCUAACUCGAGCGCGUAUAUCGUAGUAAUAGCCGGUGUGUCAGUCGAUUGACCGAUCGUUGCUCGGCGCGGAUCGGUCGGUGUCGCGACUGAGGGGGCUCCGCAUGUCCGUAAAUCCUCGUAAAAAGGCUACAUCCUAAUUUGUUGUAACGAUCUAUCGGUCAUUGCUGUCAAGAGAGAAAUAAAAGAAAAGAAACGAAGAAAGAAACGCAAAGAUGGCGAUUAGAAUAUUUUUGAUUUUGGCUGUAAUUGCUACUUUGGGUAAGGCAGCUUCUAUCAGGAGAGCGGAGAACAACAGCCCAGACCUCUGUACCAGCCAGAUCUAUUGUCAAGGGAACCUUUUAAAAAUCGUACAAUUGGCGGAAAUCUUCAAUGACAGUAAAACCUUCGUCGAUAUGAGUCAAAAGAACAAACCGCAAAAUAUACUUGCCGACUUCAAUAAAUUAAUGGAGGAAACAAAUAACCAGCCGAAUCGUUCUCAAGUCGCUCAAUUCGUCCUUGAUAAUUUCUCGGCGGAAGAUGAGCUCGAUAACUACACGUUACCGGAUUGGCAAGAAGAUCCGCCGUUUUUGAAGACUAUCGAGGAUCCUAAUCUACGGAAGUGGGCGAAGGAAUUGAACGGAAUAUGGAAGAAAUUGGCGAGGAAGAUAAAACCAAUAGUGACUGAACAUCCAGACAGGCAUAGUAUCAUUUACGUGGAUAAUGCAUUCAUAAUACCGGGUGGUCGAUUCAAAGAGUUUUACUACUGGGACAGUUAUUGGGUGAUCGAAGGAUUAUUGAUAUGCGGAAUGAACAAUACUGUCAAAGGAAUGAUAAACAACUUUUUAUCGAUGGUCGAUAGAUUUGGAUUCAUACCAAAUGGCGGUCGUGUGUAUUAUCUCAUGAGAAGUCAUCCACCAUUGUUAAUUCCCAUGGUCAAGCUAUAUUUGGAAUAUACGCAAGAUUACGAAUUCUUGAAUAAAAUUAUUGGGACCUUAGACAAAGAGUUCGAUUACUGGAUGAAAUACAAGAUGGUCGAUGUGAAAAGAAAUGGGAAAACUUAUAAGAUGGCCCAUUACGUCGUUCACAGCGAAGGACCACGUCCAGAAAGUUACAGGGAAGACUACAAAUUGGCACAAAAAUUGUCAGAUGUCGAUAAGAUACGUUCCUUGUACAGCGAUUUGAAAGCCGGCGCUGAAAGCGGUUGGGACUUUUCAGGAAGAUGGUUCAUCGGACCAGAAGGAAAAGAAUCAAAUAGUUUGAUCGAUAUCAAUACGAAGAACAUUAUACCAGUUGAUUUGAAUAGUUUUCUUCAAAGAAAUGCUCGUAUUCUUAUCGAAUUUCACACCGAACUGAAUAACAUAAAAAAAAUCCCAUAUUAUUUAAGGAUAGCAAACCAAUUUCAAGAAGGUAUCAACGAGGUCUUGUGGAACGAUGAAUUUAAAAUUUGGAUGGAUUACGACAUGAAGAAUCAACGUCAUAGAACAUCCUUUUAUCCUACCAACCUGACACCUUUAUACACACUAAGUUACGAUACUAGUAAAACCAGGGAGAUCGCACUUGAUGCUGUAUCUUAUUUGAAGAAAAUGAAAAUUAAUUCGUACUUUGGCGGAACUCCAACAUCUCUGAAUCAAACUGGCGAACAAUGGGAUUUCCCUAACGCGUGGCCACCCUUACAAUCAAUAAUGAUCCAAGGAUUAUAUCGAACUCACGUUACAGAAGCUGUUCAAUUUAGCGCGGACUUUGCCCGUGAGUGGCUCGAAUCAAAUUAUAUUGGCUAUGAAGCUACUGGAAAGAUGUUCGAGAAGUACGAUGCUACUUCGCCAGGUAAAGGAGGCGGUGGUGGCGAAUACAACGUUCAAGAAGGCUUUGGAUGGACGAAUGGCGUUGUUUUUGAAUUCUUGAAAACAUUCUACCAGAUAAAAUUGAACAACAGUAUUAGCAAUAAUAAACCAGGUGACCUUAACAACAAUAUGUACGAUCACAACAACGUUGAAUAAUGAAGAACGACUGGAUGCUGUGCCAAACGUGAUUUUGCCAAUGAAUCUAGUCCAUAAGCGAAAUAGGGGAGCGAAGUUACCAAAUCGCAUAUAAACGUAUUCUAUAGUCUUUAAAAAAAAAAAAAAAAAAAUAUAUAUAAAAUAAAAAAGGGAAAAAAAUUUAUAUAACUAUUCAAUACUUUUCCCGAAUAAUAUUAAUUAUAAUUAUAGCAAAAAAGAUAUCAAAGUUAACACGAUAGAGAGACAUUCUUAUUGAAACUGCAAAGAAAUUAGGAUUGUUAAGAGACAUAUCGAGUACAUUUCGGAAUGCAAAGUUCUGUUAUAUAUGUAUUGUUAAUAUACACCCACGCGUGCACGUAUGUAUAUAAAUGCCGAGAUAAGUGUUAAUCGUUCGACAGAUUAUUUAUUGAAUUUUCGUGUUAGUUAUCAUAUAGAAUCGCUGGAACGUUACUAUAUAUAGACUUUUUUAUUUAAGAACUUUCGUCGAAUCGACGAAACUUAGUCUCCAAGCUUGGUUAGAGAAAAACGUCCCAAGAGAGAAACGAUAUGUCGAAAGAAAUUUAAACUUUCUUCGAAGGUGCGAACGAAUUACGUAAUCUGCGUUAUCUCGAUUGUUAUAACUGAGUCAGUAUUGUUAUGUAAAGAUAUAGUCCUAAUAAAUAAUUUAAUGCUUAUAAACAAUAAAA
Vespula pensylvanica (western yellowjacket) is the source of this 2932-nucleotide messenger RNA. Its product is annotated as trehalase-like. Bases 483 to 2246 code for a protein of 587 amino acids. NCBI's taxonomy places the organism in Eukaryota, Metazoa, Arthropoda, Insecta, Hymenoptera, Vespidae. Gene Ontology annotation, biological process: trehalose catabolic process. The record is from RefSeq and is a predicted model, not a curated record. The transcript has 10 exons. Gene Ontology annotation, molecular function: alpha,alpha-trehalase activity.